AUGACUACCCAUAACUUUUCAAUUGAAGAUCUUGCUAUGUCAUUGAUUGUUAGAUUGGAUAGGAAUAACAUUUUCCCACCAAUGCUUAACAAUCCCGAAUCCUUUCUUUCACCCACAGACAAUUUAACAAAUUUGUCAUUCCGUCGACCAAAAAGAAGUCCAAACGCGUUUCUUGUCUGCAGAAGAAAUGUACAUGAAGAGGCUACUCGAAAAGGCACUUUUAAUAUGCGCGUUAUAAGUAAAGUCACGGGCAUAUUAUGGAAGAACGCCUCUGCAGAAGAAAAGGAUGUAUAUAAAAAAUUAGCAGAUCGGGUUUAUGAGAUUCAUUAUAAAAGAACGUCAUCAAUAUAUAAAAAAAUGACAGUAUCAUCAUUAAAGGAGAGAGCAUCUUAUAAACCCUAUUAUUCAUUUCCGAUACAAUUAUCAACAGCAACGUCUGCCCCUCCACCCACAUCUCCCCAGAUAGAAACAUCAAUAGGACCGAUAGUACCUAUAGGACCCCUAAUACCCGUGGGAACUGUAGGAUCAGGAUCCACGUCAGUAUCAACUAGCUUACCACCUCCAUCACUUCCUCUUCCUCUCACCUCUACAUUAUAUCCAUCAACUCCAUAUAAUAAUACUUUUAAUUUCGAAAUACCAAAUAACGGGUAUAUUUCAUUAAAUAAUUUGAACCAUCAGCCCAAUAAUAUAGAUUAUAAUUCGUAUACAGAAAUUAAUGGUCAAAUUAUUCCAAAUAAUUACCAUCAUCAACAACAACAACAGCAAACCGAACAGAAUCAAUUGUUAUAUCUUUAUAAUAACAUUUUUUCAUUUAAUAAUCAAUAA
Messenger RNA from Rhizophagus irregularis DAOM 181602=DAOM 197198, 825 nucleotides. RefSeq lists its product as uncharacterized. The record is from RefSeq and is a predicted model, not a curated record. NCBI's taxonomy places the organism in Eukaryota, Fungi, Glomeromycota, Glomeromycetes, Glomerales, Glomeraceae.